Geodia barretti is the source of this 1194-nucleotide messenger RNA. The record is from the annotation of a GenBank genome assembly. NCBI's taxonomy places the organism in Eukaryota, Metazoa, Porifera, Demospongiae, Tetractinellida, Geodiidae.
UUGCCUGAAACUGCUGACGUGGUCGUAAUCGGCGCCGGUGUGGUCGGUUGUUCGGUCGCCUACUAUCUGGCCCGGGAAGGGGUCAGUGUGACCCUGCUGGAGCGCGAGGCCAUUGGCAGCGGGGCCUCGGCUCACGCCACCGGUUCCCUCAGUCUGCUGGGCGCCGAGUUCUCCCCCGGGGCGUCGUUCCAAAUUGCCCGGGCCUCUUACGCCGAGUUUCCCCAGAUCGUUCCCGAGCUGGAAGCCGCCACCGGCAUGGACCUGCUCUACCAGCGUCGUCCCUCCCUCCGGUUGGCCCUGGACGACGACGAGGCCAGUCUGAUCAGAGAGUUGAUGGCCUGGCAGCAACCCCAUGUCCCGAUGCACUGGAUUGACGCCGGGGAGGUCCAGUCCAUCGAACCACGCCUCUCCCCAUCCAUCAUCGGCGCCGUGUAUGAGGACGAGUCUGCCCAGUUGGACAGCUACCGCUUCAACCUCGCCCUGGCCCGUGGCGCCGAGCUCAAAGGCGCCCACAUCCGUCACCGUGAGGUGACCGGCCUGGUCGCCGCUGGCCCCACGAUUUCCGGCGUCAGGACCGCCUCCGGGGAAAUACACUGCGGCACGGUGGUGGUGGCCGCCGGCACCUGGAGCCGAGCCUUCACUCCCUGGCUGGACUUCCCCGUCCCCGUCCGCCCCAUGAAGGGCGAGCGCCUGUUGCUCAAUUACCCCGGCGAGCCGCUGCCGGUACUGAUCAGUUCGCCCAAGCGUGGUCACAUGAUCAGCCGGUUGGACGGUCUCACCAGCGUCGGCAGCACCGGCGGCCGGGACUAUGACCGGAAGGAGCUUUUCUGGGGCGAGGAGUAUGACCGCCGGCCCACCGAAACUGCCCGAUUGGAACUCCUCCAGCGCGCCAUCGACGUCUUUCCCGACCUGGAGCGCGCCGAGUUGGUCCAGCAGCUUGCCGGUUCCCGUCCGCUCAGUCCCGACAGCAAACCCAUCAUCGGUCCGGUUCCCGGUCGGGACGGCAUUCUCCUGGCCACCGGCCACACCACCAAGGGCAUCCACCUGGGGCCCAUCACCGGCCGCAUUAUCACCGACUAUGUCUGCCGUGGUUCAACCGAGGUCGUCUCCGAUAUGAGCGAGUUCCUCCCCGACCGUUUCGCAGACUUUGCCGACGCCGAUUUCCUCACCGCAGACCAAACGGUGGACGAAUAG